This is a messenger RNA of Sugiyamaella lignohabitans, 1491 nucleotides long. RefSeq names its product Jhd1p (gene JHD1). Gene Ontology annotation, molecular function: histone demethylase activity; transcription coregulator activity. The transcript has a single exon. Gene Ontology annotation, biological process: protein demethylation; regulation of transcription by RNA polymerase II. The coding region runs from base 1 to 1491 and encodes 496 amino acids. Lineage: Eukaryota; Fungi; Ascomycota; Dipodascomycetes; Dipodascales; Trichomonascaceae. The record is from RefSeq and is a predicted model, not a curated record.
AUGACAUCUAACAGCGAUUGCAAGCUGUGUGAAAUAAAAAAACCAUUGGAUAAGACCCAAUGGAUUAGAUGUGAAAAAUGUAAGGAAUGGUACCAUUACGACUGUGUAGGUAAAACGGCCAGUGAAAUUGCUGAUAUUAGUGUUUUCAUUUGCGACGACUGUAGUCCUGAAUUUGGCUUUUCCAUCUUAAAAAGAGUGUCAUCCAGGAAAAAAGCGCCGAUUGAUUACCAGGCAUUAGACAAUGGUGAUACCAUUGGAUUUCUAAAGUUACAUCCCUAUUGUUUCUAUUUCAAAGGUUCACGUGCGAAUUUUAACAGCAAUCAUAUCAAAGAGUACACAGGGCCUGGCUUAUCGAAACUGUGGGGUGAUUUGAGACCGGAAGAUAUUCCUGAGCCCGCCAUUAUUCGCAGAAAAGAAUAUGACUCCCUUGAUAUGUCAGUUCCAUCAGAAUUGACGGUAGCUGAAGUUACGGAACUGUUGGGUGAGGACACUCCACUGGAAGUUAUGGAUGUUGCAACACAAGGAAACAGCACAGGCUGGACUUUAGGUAAAUGGAGAGAUUAUUAUUAUUUAGAGGAAAGCGAACGAGACAGAAUACGAAACGUCAUUAGCCUAGAGUUUUCGUACACUCCGCUAGCAGAAAAGGUUAAACGGCCUGCAAUUGUUAGAGAGUAUGAUUUGGUGCAACAAGUGUGGCCAUCAGAUCCCUCCGCAGAAUCCGAUUAUCCAAAAGUGUCAUUAUAUUGCCUGAUGUCUGUUGCGAAUUCCUUCACCGAUUUUCAUGUUGAUUUUGGAGGUUCAUCAGUUUUUUAUCAUGUGUGCCAAGGAGCGAAGACUUUCUUAUUCGUACCUCCCACUCCACAAAAUCUACAGAAGUACGAGAAAUGGUGUUUAUCAUCAGACCAAAAUUCGACUUUUUUCGGGGGCCUUGUUAAGGAAUGCUAUGAGGUUCGACUGAAAAAAGGCGACUCAUUGUUAAUCCCCUCAGGGUGGAUACAUGCCGUCUAUACGCCUGAAGACUCUCUGGUUAUUGGGGGAAACUUUCUUAGUAAGGAUAGCAUACCAAUGGAGCUCAAGCUAGCCGAAAUAGAACGAACAACUCGCGUGCCACGAAAAUUUCGGUUUCCCUAUUUUAACAGGGUGCUUUGGUACAUUGUAAUAUACUAUUCGAAGCCUGAGAACAAUAAGACCCUCAAAAUUCGCCUACAGAUUGGUUUACAGUAUUUGGCAUCUUAUAUAUGGAAAACCACCAAUAGCCCAGAUACAAAAGAAUACAAGGCAUUAAUACAAGCAUUGCCAGUUGAAUACAAGAAGAACUAUAAAACACUUGCAGAGUCGUUUUUAAAUGAUCUGGCGACAAAUGUUAUAAGCAGCAAACGGAAACAGGACUUGCCUGUUGAUUCUGCCGAUUCAAAAAAGAUCAAAACGGAGACAUCUUCUCCCACAGGUAUUAGCAACAGCUGCGAAAACACUUUUAAAGAGGAUGUCUAG